Medicago truncatula (barrel medic) is the source of this 1068-nucleotide messenger RNA. RefSeq lists its product as uncharacterized. Lineage: Eukaryota; Viridiplantae; Streptophyta; Magnoliopsida; Fabales; Fabaceae. The coding region runs from base 123 to 590 and encodes 155 amino acids. The record is from RefSeq and is a predicted model, not a curated record. The transcript has a single exon.
ACUCAAAAGCUGAGGAGAAUCUGCACAAGGAUGUGGACAACAAAUCAAAUGAUCAUUACGAACUUCCCAAACAUAAAGCUGAAGGGAAAUACUUGCAUUCACAGAAGGAAGAGAGAAAAGAGAUGAGAAAUCACAAGCUAAACUUGACAAUUAUACAUCUCACAGACAAGGUGGUUUUUUCUGAAAGAAAAGAGGAUCAACCUCCUACCUCGAGGAAAAGACCUGCAUUCAAGGAGAAGAAGGCUCCGGUGGAUUCAGGAGACGUUAAUCUAGCUGCAAAAGGCCAGUUUAACCAUCGUCCAGAAAGGACAGAAAGGAAGGAGGAAAGAAGCAGCAAUCCAUACCAUUUGGACAGACCUGAGAAGCAAUUUGCAGAUGACAAAGCACCCUACAAGGAUAAAAACUGGGAGAGUCAGGUUUUGCGUCAAGAGAAAGGCAUAGGGGCAAUGCUGGCAAUGACAAUUCCAUGGGAAGAGAUAAAUUUGUUGGAAGGUAAGGAUAUCUUCCUAGUAAAACUCAAACUGAGAAGUGGCAACGUGAUUUGUAUAAAGACGUUGAUAAGGACGCCGUUCCAUCGUUCCUCAAAAUGAGGAUGACCAAAUUGCAAAACUGGGGAAGCUCUUUUGGCUUCAUAAAAUAUUUAUAAGCUCUUAAAGGUUGUUCUGGAAAUUUCAGAGAUGAGUUGCCCAACUAAGUAUUUCAUUUCCCCAUGUUUACAUGUAUAACUCAGGUGCAUAUUAUGAUGAUGAUGAAUCUGUUCAUUAUUAUUAUAUCAAAGUUUAUCACCAUCAUCAGCAUGCUAAGAGAUCCUGUUGCGUGAAACAACUGUCACGUUCAGCAGAGGUUAUCUGGCUUCAGUUCCUGCUGAUUUAGGCGGACAGGAUUUGAAAUUAGACUUGCCCUUUGGCUUUGAAAUUAGAAUUGUCUUUGGCUUCAUUUAGCGCAGAGUGAUCAGCAGUUGAAAUGCUUGUAUCAACGGUUUUCCUAAACUAUCAAAUCGUUUUGCUUGAUCGUGACCAUUUCUAGAACAAUGUAUCUUUUAGUUAAAUAUUCCUGGCCGAAAUUUGU